Lycium ferocissimum is the source of this 366-nucleotide messenger RNA. Its product is annotated as calcium-binding protein PBP1-like. Bases 1 to 366 code for a protein of 121 amino acids. The record is from RefSeq and is a predicted model, not a curated record. NCBI's taxonomy places the organism in Eukaryota, Viridiplantae, Streptophyta, Magnoliopsida, Solanales, Solanaceae. Gene Ontology annotation, molecular function: calcium ion binding. The transcript has 2 exons.
AUGGCUGAAAAACUUGGUGGGGAUGGUUUAAUAGGAGAGUUAUGUAAAGGGUUUCAGUUAAUAAUUAAUAGGGAUAAAAGGGUCAGUACAUUUGAGUCUCUCAAGAAGAAUCCUGGUUUGUUAGGACCGCAAGAUUUGAGUGAUGAUGAUCUUAAGAGUAUGCUAAAAGAAGGUGAUUUUGAUGGCGAUGGAGCUCUUAAUCAGAUGGAAUUUUGUGUGUUGAUGUUUAGAUUGAGUCCUGAGUUAAUGGACCAAUCUCAGUUUUUGUCAGAAGAAGCUCUUCAUCAAGAGCUCAAAGAUUCUGACUUGUCAUUGUUACUUUUGUCUUUUAUACUUACCUUUAAUAUACUACCAAAUCUUGGGUAA